UGUCUUAGAGCAUAACGUCCAAGAGUUCGCACAACCGAAAAACUGUUUAUGCGAGCAGUUGUAAUCCUUGUUUUCAAUCAUGUUUUCUUUUCCGCGCCUCGCCGGAGAUGAUUUUCCUCUUGAUCGACGUUCAUGCCAACUCCUUGGUCCGACUGCCUUGGUUGUCCAAGCGCUCAUGGGUGUGCUCGUAAUACUUUCUCUGGUGUAUAAGAGGCAUCGUGAGCCACAUAAACGACCUUGGAGAAUAUGGCUCUUCGAUGUGUCCAAGCAAAUUGUUGGACAGAUGUUUGUACACGGAGUCAAUGUUCUGAUAUCCGACCUUGGUUCACAUCAUACUUCCGGUAACGCCUGCACUUACUACUUUCUCAAUGUCCUCGUCGAUACCACUCUCGGUGUUGCUAUAAUAUACAUCGUCCACCAUGGUCUCACAUACCUCUUGGUAAAGAGACUACACCUCAAAGGCUACGAGUCCGGGCAGUAUGGUUCACCACCCUCAAUGGCUCAUUGGACCCGUCAAGCCGUAGUCUACGUUUUUGCGCUGACGACGAUGAAAAUGCUUGUUGUCGGAUCGUUUGCAGUGUGGCCGGGAAUAUCCAAGGUGGGAGACUGGUUGCUCAGUUGGACUGCUAUUGGUAACGGCGACGCCUUUCAAGUGAUUUUCGUUAUGGGUCUCUUCCCUAUCAUCAUGAACAUCCUUCAAUUCUGGCUUAUUGAUUCCAUUGUCAAAGCUUCUUCAAGCUCUGUCGAUCUUCCUACCAAUUCACCUCGUACAUCUGACGCGCAAGAUCGAGAACCGCUCUUUCGUGCACCAGAAGACGACGAGGACGAGGUCCGUUGCGACAUAGAGAAUCCUCGACCCACCUACUCAAGGAUGCCGACUGAAGACGACGCGAAAACGGUAGUUGCAUCUGAGGACGGCAAGGGAAAAUAUAGCGGAAACACCUCUCCAUUAACGAUAGCCCAGUCUACUAGCUCGUCUCCUCUCGCUCCGCAUGAUUAUCCUCCAAGUAGCAUCGAGAGUUCGUCAUCUCACAGCUCCCGUUCUCGGCACAAGUACAAGCGCUCGCCGCCACCUCCACUCGAGUUUCGUACGUCCCAUAUGCCAGCAAUCAACUCCCCUGAUCCACCUCGUGUGCAGUCUGUUCAAUCGCAUCAGGGUGAUGCGGAGCGCAACGCGCGGGAAAAAGAGGAUUCCACCGGGCGAGUGGGAGAUGAGGAGCGAACUGCCACACGGAUAGAACAGACCAAGGGUAUAGUCAAUAAGGUUUGGCGCAAUACACUUGGGAGCUUGUGAAUUCGAACAUUGGUUUCUACUGUCAUCAUCCCACAUUCUGUAUGAUUUCUAUUUCGCUGCACUACCAUUUGUACCAUAAAUUCACGGGGUAAUACUACUUAGAGCCUUUGCUCACAGAUACACAAUUUAACUUUGGACUGACGCAUUGCAAAAGCAUGUUUUACGCGUGUAUCCUUACGUCAGGUCACAGCCUAUUGCUAAAUUAAAAUUCUAUCUACCCUCUAUACACGC
Messenger RNA from Suillus paluster, 1525 nucleotides. RefSeq names its product vacuolar membrane protein-domain-containing protein. Gene Ontology annotation, cellular component: membrane. Bases 80 to 1294 code for a protein of 404 amino acids. The transcript is spliced from 5 exons. The record is from RefSeq and is a predicted model, not a curated record. NCBI's taxonomy places the organism in Eukaryota, Fungi, Basidiomycota, Agaricomycetes, Boletales, Suillaceae.